AAACGGCACAGUUGAAAGAGAAACGCGUUCAAGAAAACAACUCGAAAGAAAUUUCCGCUUUUUAAUUAAAAAAAGUAAAGAAUUUCUGGAAGUUUGUGAUUUUGGUCAUAAGUAAAAAGGAAACAGCAAGAUAAACUCGUAAUAGUUUUGCAUUAAAAAUUAAAGGAAAGAAUUAGUAGCAGAAAAAAUGUCUGUGAUUGGUAUUGAUUUUGGAAAUGAGUCUUGCUACAUAGCCGCCGCAAAGGCUGGUGGUAUCGAGACUUUGGCUAAUGAUUAUAGCUUAAGAGCAACCCCAUCAUGUGUAGCGUUCGAUGGAAAGAAGCGUAUUAUUGGUGUGGCCGCCAGAAAUCAACAAGUCACAAAUAUGAAAAACACAGUGAGUGGAUUUAAACGUUUAUUGGGGCGUAAAUUUAACGAUCCCCAUGUUCAACGUGAACUCAGCAGCAUUCCAACAAAAGUCGAGGCAUUGCCAGAUGGCAGUAUCGGCUUCCGUGUAAAUUAUUUGGAUCAGGAACAAUCUUUCACACCUGAACAGUUGACCGCAAUGUUGUUCACCAAGUUAAAAGAGACAUCUGCCCAUGCGUUAGGCGCCCAGGUUAACGAUUGUGUUAUUACUUGUCCCGUGUACUUCACGAACGCUGAACGUAAGGCUGUACUUGAUGCUGCCCAGAUUGCCGGUCUCAAUGUAUUGCGUCUGAUGAAUGAGACCACAGCUACGGCUUUGUCGUAUGGUUUCUAUAAGCAGGACUUGCCCGAAGAUAAGCCACGUAAUGUCGUAUUUGUCGACUGUGGCCACUCAUCACUGCAGGUCAGUGCGUGUGCCUUUACAAAGGGCAAACUUAAAAUGCUGGCCAGUAGUUGGGAUCAAGUGGGUGGUCGGGACAUAGAUUGUGCUCUAGGCGAUCAUUUUGCUAAGGAAUUCAAUGACCGCUACAAGAUUAAUGCUAAAACAAAUGCUCGUUCUUGGUUGCGUCUUAUUACCGAAAUUGAAAAGCUGAAGAAGCAAAUGUCAGCCAACAGCACUAAACUGCCCCUCAGCAUUGAGUGUUUCAUGGAAGAUAUUGAUGUUUCGUCGAGCAUGCAACGUGCGCAGAUGGAAGAGUUGUGCGCUCCCGUUUUCAAACGGGUGGAGGCCACAUUUAGAAAGAUGUUGGCGGAGUCAAAACUCACCCUGGAUGAUAUUCACUCGGUGGAAGUUGUGGGCGGAAGCACUCGCAUUCCUGCUAUCAAGCAUUUAAUCGAACUGGUCUUUGGUAAGACGGCCAGCACAACAUUGAACCAAGACGAGUCAGUUUCCCGUGGAGCUGCCUUACAGUGCGCCAUAAUGUCGCCAGCUGUACGUGUACGAGAAUUUGGUGUUACUGAUAUUCAGAACUACGCCGUCAAAGUCACUUGGGAUGGUGAAGGUACUCUUCCCGGAGGUGGUAUCGAGGUGUUCCCCGUUUUCCACGCGGCUCCAUUCAGUCGUCUGUUGACUCUGAACCGCAAAGAGCCAUUCACUAUGACAGUGCAGUAUGCCCAAGCCGUUCCUUAUCCAGAUCCCACAAUCGGUCGCUGGACCAUCAAGGAUGUCAAGCCCAACGAUAAGGGAGAAUAUUCCGAGGUCAAGGUGAAAGUUAGAAUCAAUCACCAUGGUAUUGUCUUGAUUUCGAGUGCCUCAUUGGUCGACAAGAAGGAGCCGGAAGAACCAGCCACCCCUCAACCAUCAGAGCAACAAUCAAAUGCUGAACAGCCGGCUGCCGUUGAAGGUCAACCACCAAAUACUGGCGAACCAAUGGAUGUAUCACAAGAGGCUUUUUAUGAUUAUGAGGAUGAUAAUAAUACAACAGCCUCAUCGCCUGGACAAGGACAAGGGUGGGCUCAACGGGUCAAGGGCUGGUUUACUGCGGGUUCCGAAAAGAAAAAGAAAUCAGCGAAAUUAAUUGAAUUGCCCAUGGAUUUCCAUACACAUGGACAUUCGCCAAAUGAUUUGAGUAACUUAAUUCAACAGGAGGCUAAGAUGGUAACCAAUGAUGCCAAGGAAACUCAGCGCAUUGAUGCUAAAAAUGCUUUGGAAGAAUUUGUUUAUGAAAUGCGUAACAAAUUACAGGGCGGACCUCUGGAAAGUUUUGUGGUAGAAAGUGAGCGUGAAGCCAUCUGCUCACAACUUAAUGAACUGGAGAACUGGUUGUAUGAGGAUGGAGAAGAUUGUGAUCGUGAUACUUAUGUUGAUAAACUCAAAGCGUUGCACAAUCAAACCAACCCCAUCAAAGAUAGAGCCAGCGACUUCGAACUAUGCCCAAGAGUGUUUGAAGAGCUUAAGCACGCCAUCAACAAUGCUCGCGCUGCCGUCAAUGAGUUCAAGAAGGGAUCUCCCAGAUACGACCAUUUAACUGAAACCGAAUUCAUUAACAUAGCCGAACAUGCUGAAAAGGCCCAAAAAUGGCUUGACACCAAUAUGGCUAAAUUCGCUCAGACGCCAAGAACCGCAGAUAGCCCUGUAAAGGCAGCCGAUAUACGCAACGAAGUACUGACUGUCAACACCUGCGUUAAUUCGGUGAUCAAUCGUCCUAAACCAAAACCAGCAUCGAAGCCCGCACCAGCCAAAGAAAACACAGGUGGAGCUGAACAACAAAACGGUGAAAAUGCUAGCAAAUCAGAUGCCGACAAAUCGGCGCACUCCAACAGUGUACCAGAUGAUUCAACGAUGGACGUAGAAUAGGCAGGCCGAUGUCCAUUACAAGAAUAACUAGCUAGCAGUAUAGAUGUAUAGAAUUUGUAAGACAAGCACACAGAAUACAGUUUGUUUUGAGCGAAAUUUAAUGUUUGAAGGCUUUUAACAAAAAUAAACACAUAGACAGACGAUGCAUACACAAAAUAAACGAAGUAAAACUUAAUAAAAACCAAACCAACCAACCUACUCUUCAUUUUUAAACUUAAAAUGUCAUUUAAUUAAAAAAAAACAACGUAAAUAAAUUUCUCUCUAAACUCUACAAAACUAAAAUAAACUUUAAACAAAUCAAACCAACCACAAAACUAAACAAAAUUAUUAUUAAUUUAUUUAAUUAAUUAUUAACCAAACAUAAUUAACUUUGUAUUUCUCCAGCUUUUAUAAGUUUAUUCUCUCUUACCUAAACAGCCCCUCCCUACCCCUUCAACCUAAUAUGCAAAACUCAAGAAACAAAAAUAGUAAAAUAACAAUCAAAUAAACGUUAGAUCCAUACAUAUGGAUUCAAAAAUGAA
Calliphora vicina (urban bluebottle blowfly) is the source of this 3222-nucleotide messenger RNA. It is a transcript of the gene Hsc70Cb, whose product is annotated as heat shock protein 70Cb. Gene Ontology annotation, molecular function: ATP-dependent protein folding chaperone; ATP binding. The record is from RefSeq and is a predicted model, not a curated record. Gene Ontology annotation, cellular component: cytosol; nucleus. The transcript is spliced from 7 exons. NCBI's taxonomy places the organism in Eukaryota, Metazoa, Arthropoda, Insecta, Diptera, Calliphoridae. The coding region runs from base 188 to 2701 and encodes 837 amino acids. Gene Ontology annotation, biological process: protein folding.